Molecule: messenger RNA, 678 nt
Organism: Haliotis rufescens (red abalone)
Lineage: Eukaryota; Metazoa; Mollusca; Gastropoda; Lepetellida; Haliotidae
Product: ring-infected erythrocyte surface antigen-like
Exons: 3
Coding region: 1-678 (225 amino acids)
Source: RefSeq, a predicted model, not a curated record
AUGUCAGCUCAAGCUGAGCUCAGCGGAGGAUGUCCAUCUGCCAGCCUGGUGUUAGAAUGUUCCCCGAGUCGUGUAUUCUCCAGUGCCAGGGAAUGUCGGUGGAAGAGAACAGGACACGACAAGAACAAGAACAAGAGCAAGAGUGAACCUCUGAACAUCAGUCAUGGUUGUGAGGAGAACAUCAGUCAUGGCUGUGAGGAGAACGUCAGUCAUGGCUAUGAGGAGAACGUCAGUCAUGGCUGUGAGGAGAACGUCAGUCAUGGCUUUGAGGAGAACAUCAGUCAUGGAUUUGAAGAGAACGUCAGUCAUGGCUUUGAAGAGAACGUCAGUCAUGGCUUUGAGGAGAACGUCAGUCAUGGCUUUGAGGAAAAUGUCAGUCAUGGCUGUGAGAACAUCAGUCAUGGCUUUGAGGAGAACGUCAGUCAUGGCUUUGAAGAGAACAUCAGUUAUGGCUUUGAGGAGAACGUCAGUCAUGGCUUUGAGGAAAACGUCAGUCAUGGCUGUGAGGAGAACGUCAGUCAUGGCUGUGAGGAGAUCCUCAGUCAUGGCUUUGAGGAGAAUGUCAGUCAUGGCUUUGAAGAGAAUGUCAGUCAUGGCCUUGAAGAUAAUGUCAGUCAUGGCCUUGAAGAGAAUAUCAGUCAUGGCCUUGAAGAGAAUGCCAGUCAUGGCUUUGAAUGA